Durusdinium trenchii is the source of this 642-nucleotide messenger RNA. The record is from the annotation of a GenBank genome assembly. NCBI's taxonomy places the organism in Eukaryota, Dinophyceae, Suessiales, Symbiodiniaceae.
AUGUUGGCAAAGUGCACGAUCUCAAAUACUCGACAAGCUCCUGGCCGCAGUCACUGCAAACUUGUGGCUCGCUUUGAUUUAUCAGCAACAGAAGUAUGGGCCUUUCUGGCACAGCAAUUGGAAGGACUGGCAGCGCGCCAGGACCACGAGUACAACAGGGUACCGCUGAAUGAUAUCGGGGCAGAGGCGCGAGGCUUUCGAAUUGAGAAGAUAGCGUUCGAAGUGGAUCAGAUUCUCCAUCCACAUGUGCCUUUUAAACUUUCAAGAGCUUGUUCCGAUGUAGACUGGUUUCGUGGAGAAGUGAAAGUGGAAAACAAGCAUGGACAGAUGCUCUUUGAUCCAGAUAGGGGGUGGUACUGUAAUUUCUCAUGGAUCAAGUGCGCAAGUGCUAAUGUUCGUGAACACAAUGUUUUUGAUGAGCUUUGUCUUGCCAUCUACAGCCCCUUUGGCCUGCACUUCCUGAAACAUCCUGGCGACUUCGACCCAAGCGUGACGCGGGGUCUGCGUGGAAAACAGUUGAAGCUUCGUGCACCCAGGCGUAUGCUUGAUGUCAAGGAGGCACUUGACCACAUGCUGAAAAAGAUGGAAGUUGAUUGGAGCUGCCAGCCUCUUGCCACAGUUCUUUGGGACACCGGCGGUUGA